UGCAUGGUUAGCUAAAGCACGUAUACAAAUUCAACUAUCUUUCAUUUUCUCCUAGACUCUCAGAGCAACUACCGACCCUCAUUUUUAGCAAGUAACUGGAAAAUGUCUAUUCCAACAAACAAAAUGAAAGCAGUGGCUUUGUUGCUGAAGCGUGUGAAGACAGCAAGGAGACAAUUCCGUGAAAGGGGAAGAGAUGAAUCAUUAGAUGGGAAUUUGGAAAAGUUAAGGAGAGAACUGAACAGGAUAAGGAAGUUGUUCGAGAAAGUAAAGAAUAACGAACAAGAACUACUUCACACUUUGUCAAAGGUUGAUGGUCAUCUUCGCAAGUUGGACAGCAAGAGGUUGAAUCAAGACAUGAAUGACAUUUGCAAAAGAAUAAGAGAUUCUGCUCAAAAGUUGCUUCCAAAGGGUGAUUUUGAUGACUCGUCCGUGGAGGAGGAUGAUGACGACAGAAGAGUAAUAUUACUGCACCCAUCACGACCCUCUUCAAAACAACACAAGAAUCAGUUGCCACAGCAUAAGAAACUGAAUAUGAAUCUGCGCGUCCUAGAAACUUAUGAACGAAAUUGUUUGUUGUCUCUCUUGGUUUUCCCUGAAGGAGCUGUUAUAAAGAAAAGACAAACAAUUUGUUGGUGGAUUGGAGAGGGUUUUCUUGAAAGUACUAAUCUGAAAACCGCAGAGGAAGAGGGUGAGGAUGUGAUAGAUAAGCUUUUGAAAUCGAAUGUGAUUUUAGCGUAUGGUAAUAGUGAGUGUCCCAUUGUCAAUAAAUUUCAAAUCAAUCCUCUCGUGCGUCCUAAGUUGGUGAUACUAUCAACAGAAAAUCACAGGAGUUAUCCAUUUCCUCUUAGGAUACCCUACAGUCACAUACGAAGUAAAUGGUCACUACUUGAGCAGAAAAAAGUCAUACUAGGUGAAAAUAGUUUGAAACCUGAGAGUAGGAUAAAUACUAUUUUUAAUGUUGGUGCCAGUUAUUUAAAUUUUGGAUCUCAAUGGUUGGAUAAAAGUAUACAAAAUUUAAAGGUGCUUCAGCUUGGUCGUUGGCAAGAUUCUCCUUCACAUCACAUUGAAGUAGGGAGUGAAAAGUUUCUACAGAAGUUGCAGAAUCAAAAGAAUUUAACCUAUUUAAGUCUUCGUGGGAUAUCAAGAAUAUCUGAGCUUCCACCCUCCAUUACUCAACUUGAGAGGCUCCAAAUUCUUGAUCUGAAAGCAUGCCACAAUUUGGAGACACUGCCUAAUGAUAUUUCAUCGAUGAAAAGUCUGACACAUCUGAUUUUAUCCCAGUGUUAUUUGUUGGAAGGCAUGCCAAAAGGGAUUGAGAAGCUCACACAGCUGCAAGUACUGGAGGGAUACGUAGUAGGGAAUUCCAGAAAGAGUCCACAAAGAAUAUCAGAGCUUGCAAAUUUGAAAAAUCUAAAGAGGCUCAGCAUACAUAUAGGAUCUGAGGCUGUGAUCAAAGAAGGGGAGUUUGAAAGUUGGAGAGAGAUGUUAGCCCUAGAACAACUGAAAAUAUCAUGGGGUGUGUCUUGCAAGGGUUACAGUGAUAUUAAAGUAAUCUUGCCUUUGAGAUUGAAAAGGUUGCAUCUUGAAGGUUUUCCAGGAGAGGAAAUUCCAGAAUGGCUAAAGCCUAGCAAGCUGCCCGAGGGAUGCAAAGAGCUAAAACUAAUGGGAGGAAUGCUCAAAAGUAUGAAUCAUGAAGAUAAUAUCGGUUGGAGAAUGGAGAUAGUGCGUCUCAUGUACUUAAAGAAUUUGAAACUUGAGUUAACAAAUUUGUCAAAGUUGUUUCCUUUGCUUAGGUAUGCAGAAAUAAAACAAAAUUCCAAAAGAACUCAAAUGCUGAGUUUGAAUGAAGAUAAAUGAAAUAGUUAAUCUGUCAUAAAAUGAAGGAUGCGUUUGAGCAAAACCUCUUCAUUCUAUCUCUGAACUACCUUUUGUUGUUCUCUCAAGUGUUUGAUGCUUGGAUAUGAAGAUUAGUUUGUAUAAAUAGAGGUCUCAUUUGACCAUGUACAUGAUUUUGCUUCGAAAUAUAGGUUUUCUUUUAGGGUCAAGCAGUGAUUUCUACAUUCCAGUAACUCAAAUUUCAA
Messenger RNA from Vigna unguiculata (cowpea), 2081 nucleotides. RefSeq names its product disease resistance RPP13-like protein 4. The record is from RefSeq and is a predicted model, not a curated record. NCBI's taxonomy places the organism in Eukaryota, Viridiplantae, Streptophyta, Magnoliopsida, Fabales, Fabaceae.